AAAAGAUCCUUCUAAAUUACGUGACCCAAAGUCUGUUGGCUGUUAUGUUUUUGGAAUUUCAGGGCUGUGACAAACAGUUCUUUAAUGCAUCUGUUCAAUACUCCAACAUGGACCUGUUGUUGGAUUAUAUUAACAAGCAUUCUGAUGAGUUUGGAGUGAGGGUCCAGUAUGCCACCGUUGGUGAUUACUUCCAAGCAGUUUAUAGCAGAAAUCUUACUUGGGAUAUUCGGGACUCUCAAGACUUUCUUCCGUAUUCAACAGAGCCAUUCCAAGCAUGGACUGGGUUUUAUACUUCUCGGAGCACAUUAAAAGGGAUUGCAAGGAGAGCAAGUUCACUGCUUUAUGCCGGCGAGUCCUUUUUCACACAGUAUGUCCGGAAACACCCAGCAAGUUCUACUUGGAAAUGUGAAGCCUUAAAGCAGCUUCAGAGCCUUAGGUGGGCAGUUUCAGAGGUCCAGCACCAUGACGGUAUAACAGGCACAGAGUCUCCCAAGGUGAAGGAUAUGUACAUGAAUAACUUGAUGUAUGGAAUGUCCAACGUAAAGAAGCUAAUGGCUUCCAUAAUCUUUGACAUGAACAAUGCGAAGAAAAAUGGAGAGGUCUUUACUUCUGUUUACAAUAAGGACUCAGGAAUACCAGGUGCUACAGAUGUUGACCAAUAUGUUGUUGUCUAUAAUCCACUGGCAUGGAACAUCACUACCUUUGUCACGGUUUCUGUCAGCCAUUUGGCAAUGAGUGUAUAUGAUGAACUGGGACGUUCUGUACCAGCACAGGUUCAGAGCUCGGCGGAGUCCCAUUCCACCUAUGAUCUCUAUAUUCUAGUUGCAAUAAGUGGUCUGAGCUACAGAAAAUACAGUGUUAAACCCUUGAAUGGUGAGCAGUCUGCAUUUAUAGGAAGAUCAGUCAGGUACAAGCGACAAGACGUAACUCGUGCAGAUAAACAAAGUCAACAGUUGCUUCCUGUGGUUAACAACUGCUACCAGGUCUUGUUUGACCAAAAUACAAAUCUAAUGUACAGCAUUACAGAGAGGGAGACUAACCAGACUGUCCAGUUGACGCAGGAGUUCCUUGAGUACCAUGUGAAUGGAGAUGUAAUGAAAGGACCCAUUUCAGAUAACUACUUAUUUGCCUCAAAUACUUCAGCUGUUCCAGUGUCAAAAGCAGUUGGAUUGGAAGUGGUUACUGGGAGCUUGAUGACAGAGAUACGGCAGUUUUUCUACAGUAACAUUACUGCUCAGGAUUACAUAUAUGCAGUAUAUACCAGGAUGUAUACUGUACCAGAAGGCUAUGAUGGGAAGUUGCUUUGCCAUAGGAUAGAGCAAGAAUACAGUGUUGGGCCUUUGGAACUCAAUCGUGAAGCAGUUCUUAGAACAACCACGAAUUUGAACACCAAGCAGCUACUCUACACUGACAACAAUGGAUAUCAGAUUCAGAGAAGACCAUUCAAGGCAUAUGUGAAUAACAGAGUGGCUCGGAACUAUUAUCCUAUGGUCCAGACUGCCUACAUUGAAGAUGAUACCACAAGGCUGAUGCUGCUUGCAGAAAGAGCUCACGGUGUCUCAAGUCAAGGAAAUGGACAAGUGGAGGUGAUGCUUCACAGGAGACUGUGGAACAACCUUCAGUGGGACCUGAGUAACAAUCUCACUUUGAAUGAUUCUUCAGUGGUUCGCCCUGUGCUUUGGCUUAUUUUAGGAACCAAGGCUGUGACCAAUACUUUGUAUCAGACAAGUGGACUGGCGUUAGAACACAGGCCAGUAGUAAUGUUUGGAGCAUUAUCAGGAGGUAAACCAAAGCUGCAUGGACAACUUCAGCAGAAUUCAGUCCACAGUUCACCUGUAACUCUCCCACCUAAUCUUCAUCUCCAGACUCUGAGCAUUCCAGGGUGGAGAUACAGCUCUAAUCAUGCAGAGCAGGUCCACAGAGUCCGCACAGGUAAACAGAAGCAAGGUGAUGCAGACUUCAGUCGUGUAUUGCUGAGAAUUAGACACUUAUAUGAAGUUGGAGAGGAUCCUGAGCUGUCUCAACCUGUGAUUGUAAAUCUGAAGUCUUUGCUAAAGGGAUUAGGAUCAGUGAUGCUAGUGGAAGAGCGAUCGCUCACAGGCACCUGGGAUGUAAACACUUUGAAGCGGUGGAAAUGGAAGACUGCGCGAACUCCAAGCAGAGGAUUCUCCAACAGUAUAGUGACAUCAGAAAACUGUACAGUAACUGUUCACCCCAAGGAAAUAAGGACGUUCUUUGUGUACUUUCAAGGUCAAUAAAGUUUGACAUUGUAUUUCAGGAGUGAACAUUUUUGUUCCAAGACAUGAGUAAUGAACUUGAAAAACAUUCUACUGCUGUUAAUGAAAGGAGUGGUCAUUUUGGAAUAAACUCUAAAUUGAAUUAAA
Messenger RNA from Eurypyga helias (sunbittern), 2384 nucleotides. It is a transcript of the gene MAN2B2, whose product is annotated as mannosidase, alpha, class 2B, member 2. Gene Ontology annotation, cellular component: lysosome. The record is from RefSeq and is a predicted model, not a curated record. Gene Ontology annotation, biological process: mannose metabolic process. Bases 45 to 2258 code for a protein of 737 amino acids. Gene Ontology annotation, molecular function: carbohydrate binding; alpha-mannosidase activity. The transcript is spliced from 13 exons. Lineage: Eukaryota; Metazoa; Chordata; Aves; Eurypygiformes; Eurypygidae.